UGGCGGAGGGGGAAGAGAGUCCUCAUUUGAGCUUUGUCUGUAACAACAUUCCUUUCCGUAGCUUGUAUGUCCGCAACAUAACACCUGCGGCGGUAACAUUGCUAACGGUAUCGUAUUAGCGCUAUUAAUAUAACAGUACCGAGUAGAUAUAUUGAAAAUGCUUCAGUCUCUAGCCAGCAAUUCGUGUGUGCGGUUGAUACAGAGUCACAAAUCGACGUGGUAUUUUGCAUCUCUGGUGUUGGGGUACCUCCUGUAUCUCGUGUUCGGGGCUGUUGUCUUCUCUUCGGUCGAGCUGCCUUACGAAGACCUCCUGCGCCAGGAGCUGCGGGCCGUGAAGAAGCAGUUCCUCCAGGAAAACGAAUGUCUGUCCGAGGAGCGUCUCGAGCGCUUUCUAAAGAAAGCCCUGGAGGCCAGUAAUUACGGGGUUUCCAUCCUCAAUAACGCCUCGGCUAACUGGAACUGGGACUUCACCUCCGCGCUGUUUUUUGCGAGCACCGUGCUGUCCACCACAGGAUAUGGUCACACAGCGCCGCUCUCCGAUGGCGGGAAGGCCUUCUGCAUUAUCUACUCGGUGAUCGGCAUCCCCUUCACCCUCCUCUUCCUCACCGCUGUGGUGCAAAGGAUCAUGGUGUUCAGCACACGGAGGCCGAUCAUGUACAUCCACAUGCACUGGGGUCUGUCCAAGCCGCUGGUGGCCAUCAUUCACGCCACUCUGCUCGCCAUGUUGGCCGUCUCGUGCUUCUUUCUCAUCCCCGCCGCCAUCUUCUCAGCACUGGAAGAGAACUGGAACUUCCUGGAGUCCUUUUACUUCUGCUUCAUUUCCCUCAGCACCAUUGGCCUUGGAGACUACGUACCUGGAGAGGCUGUGAAUCAGAAGUUCAGGGAGCUCUACAAAUUGGGCAUCACUGUCUACCUGAUCCUGGGUCUGAUAGUCAUGCUGGUGGUGCUGGAGACCUUCUGCGAGCUGCAGCAACUGAAGCAGCUGAGGAAGAUGUUCUACCUGAAGAAGGAGAAGCCGCAGGACCGCCUCGCCAUUUUGGAGCACGACCACCUGUCCUUCACUACUGUGUCCAAAAGAGCCACCGCCCACAAUGAGGACAAAACCCAUCCGUUUGUCAGUGUCUCAACGCUGGUCUCUCCCAACGAUGACCCCAUGAUCCAGUAAAGACCGACGGAGCAAACACCUAUUGAAGGAUGAAAAUGUGAAAGUAGGGGUUAAUGCACGCAAGACUAUAAAUAGGUAGGAUGAGUAGAUCUUAAGUCUCAGCUGUAGGCAUUCUGCAAAGCUCAACCCUGCAAAUUUUAAGAGUUAAAAUAGUUGGAACUAUUCAGAUCAAGCAAACAAUCUUGUUUACCAAACCACAAUCCUAUUAAUAUAGUGCUAUUCAGCAGAGAUUCAGUUUAUGUUCAUUAAUAAGAGAGAAAAUUAAUGUUUUAACAGUGACCAUAAAGACAAAGCCUUCUGCUGUAUUUAUGACUCACAGGAGCUAAGCUCCUUUAUGAGCUGGAUUAUUUAUUGCAUAUUUAGGAACAUUUUAGAAAGUAAUUGGCCUCUUGCUGAUCUAGCUGAAAUAUAGGACAAUUUUCUGUCGUCUGUCACAAAAUAGUACAUAUACAGUACACGUAUGUAUCUUAUCUUAAAUAGAGAUGCUUGACAGGUACGUGGAAUGUACAUAAUCAGGUAAAUGUUUUAAGAUGUACAGUAUAGUGCCAUCUAGAAUGAACACACCUAUUAAAGAUGAGCCAAAGUGGAGCCAAAACAUAAAAACAACUCAAGUAAUUAUCAUUAUUUUAGUUCAGAGCUGGCUUACAUCAUUUUUUUUUUUUUGGAUGGAGCUUUGACAGGAAGUUUUGUAAUGCACCAUGACGAGCUUUCUGGCAGUGCUUGUUGCACACUGAACAAAGUUUGUUGGUGGGUACUCUGAAACGCUUCAUUGGAUUCUUUUCAAUUGGACCGGCUCGUAUUGAUUUUUUAAAAAUGUUUUUGAAAGUUUCAGGGGCCUGUUUUUCCAUUUCUAAUGCGGGUCAUGUGGGUUGACUGAGAGAGAGGUUUCAGUUUUCAGAUCCUGAGACAAUACAUUUCAUGAACAACAGGUGGGAUGAGCUCAGAAGACCAUGAAAGUUUGCAAAACAACAGGCAUUGUUUAAGAAACUGCCAAGGAGAGACUAUUUACUCUACAUGUAACAACACAGUUUCACAGUCUAUGUUUUGUAGCAUCGUUGGCUCAUCUUUAUAAAGGUCAUAAGUAUUCUGGUUGCACUCCACAUCUUCAUAUUUCAUUGUGAGGGCAUAUUUGUGUGCAGAUGUGUGUAUUUUCUUAACAUGUUGCAGUGGUAUUUCAAAUUGUCCAUGUGUGAUGAAAAGCACAAUAACUUAUUGAUUUGUCUGAAUGGCUUAAUGUGUGCUGGACUGUGUGAAAAGGGAAGUGAGGUUAGCCUAGCUUAAAAAGGGAACCACAGAGGGCCGGCCCGUUGCAUUUUACUGUCAAUACAGAGAGCUCAGUUUGCACAUGUACUGGCGCCGGGCAGUAGUACAGAAAAAGUACAGUUUUUUUAUCUGAAAGAGAAACAUUUCAUCAAAGAUUUCAAAACACCAGAUAUUUUUAAUGGAGAAAUAAUACUUUUAUUGUGGAUGAUCUGUAAAGGCUUGAUAAUUGCUCUAAGGAAGAAAAGAGCAAGAUGUUGAACAGAAACUACUUUACUGUAUUUACAUCAUUUGAAUGUAGAAAUGUAUAUUUUUCAAUAUGGAAGGAAGGUUUACAAAAUUUUCUUAGUAAUUAAUGGACUUAAUUCUAUACUAGAAAUGGUACAUUAGGGAAACUUCAAAAGCAGCAGGAGUGCAGCUAAAACGUCCCCGUACUUGCCACAUCCGUUUUUAAUCUGCUCAUCAGCCAUUGAUAACUUUCCAUGAAUGGAAUUUAAACCGGUCGAUAUGCACUUGCAAGUUUGUAUGACAGCACUCCUCUGUGUCUUUUUUGGGGGUUCUUGUAUCUGGAGAAAAAAAUCGCUAUAACAGAAUUACUCAUUUCUUGUUGUUAUCCGUCCUCGAAUAUUCUGUUUGGCACUAAUAGACGACCACACAUACAGUGUAGCAUACUGCUGUAAUGCAGACUUGUUCGUCAUUUAUACUUUUUAGUGCAUUUAAAAUAAUUUAACUUUGUCUCGUUCUCUGUAUGAAGUUGUGACCUCAUCUUUCUCUGCUACAUCGCCACAUCAAGACACAGUCGCAGCCUUUUAUGAAGUCUUGAAUGUAAUGUUUUUUAAUGCUGUUUGCUGCAGUGAGAUUCGAGGCCUGACCCCAGUGCUGCCUAGCUGCUCUGCUGGUUAGUUUAGCAGCAACAAGUCCAUUUGAUACCUGUGUACAGGUGAGCUGUGGCAAAGUGUCAUGACCGUAUGCAAAAAUGAGCUUUGGCUGUGUCAUCAUCUGAGUUACUCACUGAUCUUCUAUAUUGUAUUUAAUAGACCAGUGUAGAUCGUAUUUCAUGUUUUUCCCGCCGCUCUAGGCCUUCAUGUAAACUGUGAAGCAUUGAUACUGUUCAUAUUGUCUGCUGAGAAAAAGGGAGCACUUGAAUUUUGCCAAGCUUGGGUUUCUCUUUUACUGUGAGAUGUUUCACCGUUUCGUAGAUACAUAAAACAGACUGAUGUCAAGGCUUCGACCCUUCAGCGUUAAUGUUUCCGGCUGUGCUUGUCAGGCACAUGCAGUUUGUCUUGAAGGUGAGAGCUGUCAGGUGAAGUAGUUCUAGUUCUGUUCAGGGAGUAAACAUUGUGUCAAGGAUUACAAAUGGAAGCACACUGACAUUAUUUAUUUACGCUGACAGAAGUAACACAUUUGGAAUAUUUGGAGCAAUUGAUUUCUGUACAUAUGUCUUCAGUUGUUUUGGUGUGUGCUGUGGAUUCAUAUGCACCGUUGAGUAUUUUAGCGUUACAGUAACAAUAGUGUAAUACAGGAUUGCCUUGGAACACCAAGGUUUCAUGUAAAAGAAAUUUCAACGUAAGUGAAUCCAUGAACUGUAAGAUAUCAGUGUGUCUUAAAUAAAGUUGUGGGUUUAUUAUUA
Messenger RNA from Chelmon rostratus (copperband butterflyfish), 4055 nucleotides. RefSeq names its product potassium channel, subfamily K, member 1b (gene kcnk1b). The transcript has 3 exons. Lineage: Eukaryota; Metazoa; Chordata; Actinopteri; Chaetodontiformes; Chaetodontidae. The record is from RefSeq and is a predicted model, not a curated record. Gene Ontology annotation, cellular component: membrane. Bases 158 to 1165 code for a protein of 335 amino acids. Gene Ontology annotation, molecular function: potassium ion leak channel activity. Gene Ontology annotation, biological process: stabilization of membrane potential; potassium ion transmembrane transport.